Messenger RNA from Schistocerca gregaria, 2791 nucleotides. Its product is annotated as elongation factor 1-gamma-A-like. Gene Ontology annotation, biological process: translational elongation. Gene Ontology annotation, cellular component: cytoplasm; nucleus. The coding region runs from base 1529 to 2737 and encodes 402 amino acids. The record is from RefSeq and is a predicted model, not a curated record. NCBI's taxonomy places the organism in Eukaryota, Metazoa, Arthropoda, Insecta, Orthoptera, Acrididae. The transcript is spliced from 6 exons. Gene Ontology annotation, molecular function: translation elongation factor activity.
AUAUUAUACUAUCAAGCACUCUUUAGCAAAAGCCAGGAUUUAGGUGCUCAAUAGCUAAGAUGUACCGCAGUUGCAAGCUGAUAGAGCUCAAUCGAGUCCAGAGGCGUGGCUACGUCGUGAAACCCAAUGUUGAAAAGGUCGUUCUAACUCCAGGUCGCCCUAUUGGCCGCGUAGGGUUCCUUUUUUCUAAGUUAGGAACUCGCACGCAAGAGGCCCAGAAUCAGAAUAUUUUGAGGCGCUUAGAUAUGUGCCUCCAUCCAGUCGAGACGAAGUUUACUGAAGAACAGCGUCACGAAAGAUUGGAGGGCCUUUUGUGUUUAGAAACAGCCGUUAAACUCGUCGAAAAGCCUGAGUUGCUUCGAAAAACGGCUUCCCUGGAAGUGAAGAAGGAUGCCAAUAUUCGCGCGGUGGCUUGGCUUCGGGAAAUUGACACGAUCUCGGAAGCCGCCGAGCUGGCUUCUAAGCCAGAUGAGAUGCUUCUGAACCAGCUGAAAUACGAAAUGACCCUUGGGGAGGUGUUGUCCGUGAACACGUCUGUCGGUCUGCGAUUGCCUUUGGACACGGUGGCACCGGUUGAGACGUGGUGGACGGCUUACGCGGCAGCUAAUAAGUUGCAGCGUGAAAGAGUGCUGUUUUCGACGGUGACUGGAAUUCCCUUUAAUAGAGAAGAAGAGGAGGCGAUGCGUCUGCUGGGGUUGGCGUGUGUCUACAAGUGCAUCAACAGAUACCUCAAAAACGAAAUCAGCAAAAAUAUGGAUAGCUUGCUUCCGAAAGUUCUAAAGGAGUCCUGUCAGAAAUUCGGGCCCGUUUUGCGGGGAGACAAGCAAGGGACUCUCCAACUCAUUGACAAACAGGCGGAAGUUAUUAGAAAGUUAAAAAGCGUCCCCGUUAACGAGUGGACUGCUGGGGAGAUUGUCGAUGGCCUAAUUGAGGUCCGAGAUCAAUUUCGAGAAGUCGGCUUGGCUCUUUUGUACCAGGCUGGGUUGCAUUAUGAGGCUUCAACGGAUUCGUCUGUGAUUGAAAGUUGGAAUAUUAUCAAUGAGGCCCACCUUAGAGGUUCGGCGGAUCAAGUGAAAGCAGCUGUUCAGCAAUUGAAGGCAAUCUAUGCUCAGUCGAAGCCAUCCGACAUCGAGUUGAUCCAAUCAAUUUUUCCCGAUGAAGUUCAAGCAUUGAAUUCUGCUUUGGGACAGUAUUCCGAAUUGGCAGAAAGCAUCUCAGAAGAUCUGCUUGCCGAGCAAUUUGCGCGACGUGCCAUAGACUUGUCCCACAAGUGGGAUCUCAAGACAAUUAAUCAUCCCGAACACGCAUGAACUCAAAUUUCGUCGGCGAAACAAAGUGUCAAGUCUCUCCGCGCAGGAGAGGCAACGCAUUCAACACAUGACACCACAAUAAAGCUUUAGAGCGACUGCAGGGCUAGACGCCCGAUUCGAACAAAAAAAAAUUUAGAUCUCUGCGACGCGUCUCGGGCUUUAAGAAUUUGAGCCUUUGCGAUUUUCGCGAAAUUCAUUUUUAGCUUGACUCCGUCCUUAUGCCACACGUUCUAUACACAUAUCCCAAUAACCCCCGGGCCUACAAGGCGCUGGUUACCGCGGCCUACGCCAACAUUCCUGUCGAGACGCCGAGUUUCGACAUGAAGACCAUCAAGACGCCCUCUUAUUUGGAGCGUUUUCCCCCUGGCCAGGUCCCUGCCCUGGACAGCGAGGACGGCCCGCUGUGGGAGAGCAAUGCGAUAGCCAAGUACUUUGCGCGAAAGGGAAACGUGUGUUACGGCUCGUCGCCUUAUGAGUCGUCUCUGAUCGACGCGUGGAUCGAUUGGGAUACUGGCAAGUUGCAACAGCCUCUGAUGGUGUGGCUGUACCCCAUAUACGGCUACCUUCCGUACAACCAGGAGGCUACCGAGACGGCCAAGAAGAACGUCGCGGACGCGUUGAACGUCUUGAACAAGCACUUGGCGAAGAAGACCUACAUUGUGGGAGAGUCGGUGAGUUUGGCCGACAUCGUCAUCGCUUGCACGUUGCACAUACCCUAUCAGAAAGUUUUUUCCCCGGAUUACAGAAAGCCGUUUGGAAAUGUGACCCGCUGGUUCAAGACCAUCAUCAAUCAGCCGAAAUUCCUCAGCGUCGUGCCCGCGCCUUUUUCGAUGUGCACUGAAAUGGCGGUUGCGGCGCCUCAGGCGGCCCCUCAGGCGGCCCCGAAGUCCGAGCCCGAGCCAAAGCCGAGCGCGAACGGCGCCUCGCCGGCGAAAAAGAAUCCGUUGGACUUGCUUGCGCCGACUUCCUUUGAUCUAGAAGAAUGGAAGCGCGUCUUUUCGAACAACAGGAAGGACCCCAUGUACGCCGUCAACUGGUUCUGGGAACAUUAUGACUCCGCUGGGUGGUCUUUGUGGUUCGCGGAGUACAAGUACAACGAAGAGCUGACCAAAGGAUUUAUGGUCUCUAACCUCAUCAAUGGUUUCAUGCACCGUCUGGAGGCUGCGCGCAAAUACGCCUUCGCCAUCAUUAAUCUCUACGGGGAGGAAAACAACUUCCAAAUUAGCGCCUGCUUCUUGGUCCGUGGCUUGACGCUCCCCGCCGAGCUCACCGCGGAGUACGUCGAUGACGUUGACAGCUACGUCUGGCGCCAAGCCGACAUCAACAAUACCGAGGACAAGGCCCUGAUCGAGGAGUACAUGAAGCAGCCGGACGUGUUCAAGGGAAGAAGUCCGGACGUCGUCUACGACUCAUUUGUCUUCAAAUAAUUCUGUCGAAAAAAAAAUAAAAAAAAAAGAGGCCUUUCUUAUUCAAAAAAAACA